Drosophila rhopaloa is the source of this 268-nucleotide messenger RNA. RefSeq names its product gonadal protein gdl-ORF39. The record is from RefSeq and is a predicted model, not a curated record. Lineage: Eukaryota; Metazoa; Arthropoda; Insecta; Diptera; Drosophilidae. The coding region runs from base 38 to 157 and encodes 39 amino acids. The transcript has 2 exons.
AUAUCCAACGUUGCGUGCCUUUUCCUAACUAUCGAUAAUGUGGGCAACCAACUUGCUUGUGGUCACAAUGGUGCUGGUCUAUCUGGCAGCUCUGGCGAACAGCUGUGCGUGCGGCGAAGCGGCGAAUUUAGAGUGCGGAUGCACAAAACAUCAUUAAAAACCAAUUAAGAUGACGGACAUUACGGCAGCCAGCGAGGGAAAUUCCAACAGCAGUGAACCUUUAGUAGAACAUCAGCAGCCGACGCCAGAAUUUCUACAGCGAAAAAUA